Messenger RNA from Ogataea haglerorum, 1323 nucleotides. RefSeq lists its product as uncharacterized. Gene Ontology annotation, biological process: phenylalanyl-tRNA aminoacylation. Gene Ontology annotation, cellular component: mitochondrion; cytoplasm. Bases 1 to 1323 code for a protein of 440 amino acids. The transcript has 2 exons. The record is from RefSeq and is a predicted model, not a curated record. Gene Ontology annotation, molecular function: tRNA binding; phenylalanine-tRNA ligase activity; ATP binding. Lineage: Eukaryota; Fungi; Ascomycota; Pichiomycetes; Pichiales; Pichiaceae.
AUGAGCACUAUGGUCAUCAAAAUGCGGGCCUCGAAUUCGGGGAUAAUUAUCAAUGGAAAAGCAUACGUUGUAGACGAAUGGACAAAUGUUAGGCCAGGAAUCUUGUCUUUAGUGGGUAGGAAUUUGCAUAAAAACUCAAACCACCCAAUAGGGAUUUUGAGAGAACUGAUUGAAAGUCGAUUCAAGAAUCUCGGAUACACCUUCUACAACGACUUCGAUCCCGUUGUGUCCGUACACGAUAAUUUUGAUGUUUUAGGAUUUCCAGAGGACCAUCCGGGCAGAUCAAGAUCUGAUACAUACUAUAUUAAUAAAGAUCUUGUGCUUCGGACCCACACCUCGGCGCACGAACGUUUUUGCUUUGAAAACUGCACGACGCCUGGGUACUUCAUUUCGGGAGACGUGUAUCGAAAAGACGAAAUCGACCGUACCCACUAUCCGGUUUUUCACCAAUUGGAAGGCGGUCGUUUAUGGUCUCGAAAAUCUUCGGGAGAUUCUUUAGUUUCCCAGAUCGAGUCCGAUAUUGCUGCUCUUCCAAAGCUGGAUAUCAUUGUGGAAGAUAACAAUCCAAUAUUUGACGCGGUGCGGAAUCCCAAACAAGACCACAUGUCAGACCUGGAGACAAAGUUGGUAACCUUGCAUUUAAAGAGAACAAUUGAAAUUAUGGUUGGCCAGGUUUUCCUUGAGGCUGAGAAAGCAGCCUCAGGGAACGGAGCUAUUGCACCGAAUUUCAAAGAGCCUCUUCGGGUCAGAUGGUUAGAAGAUAAAUUUCCGUGGACUACGCCUUCUUGGCAGAUUGAAGUCUGGUGGAAUGGUAGCUGGUUAGAGUGCUGCGGUUGUGGAAUUGUUAAGAACGAGGUUCUUUUGAAGUCUGGCAUAAAAAAUAGCAUCGGUUGGGCAUUUGGAAUAGGUCUUGACAGAAUUGCAAUGCUUCUUUUUGGCGUUCCGGAUAUCAGACUUUUCUGGUCCAGAGAUGACAGGUUCAAGAAACAAUUUUCAGCUAACCAAAUCUCGGUCUUCAAACCGUACUCCAAGUAUCCUGGCUCUGUAAGGGAUAUAUCAUUUUGGCUUCCUGAAAACACCACUGAAGCUUCUGCACUUCAUGAAAACGAUUUGAUGGAAAUUGUUCGUGAAAUUGCAGGUGAUUUGGCCGAAAGUGUGAAGCUAAUUGAUGAAUUUGUGCAUCCUAAGACGGGAAAAAGGUCACAAUGUUAUAGAGUCAAUUAUCAGUCGAUGGACAGAUCACUCGUCACUGAGGAAGUGAACGCGCUGGAUGAGAAAGUGAGGAAGGCACUGAGGUCUUCAUAUAAUAUAGAACUUCGGUAG